AUGGUGAACAUCACUUACAGCUAUGAUGCUCCUUCCUCAAUUGCUCCGGCAAGGUUGUUCAAGUCCCUCAUCCUUGAUGACAACUUCCUUCCCAAGGCUGUGCCACAGGCGUUCAAGAGUGUCGAGAAAGUAUCAGGCGAUGGAGGUGUUGGUAGCAUUUACCACAUAACUUUCGGAGAAGGUUAG
Molecule: messenger RNA, 186 nt
Organism: Oldenlandia corymbosa var. corymbosa
Lineage: Eukaryota; Viridiplantae; Streptophyta; Magnoliopsida; Gentianales; Rubiaceae
Source: the annotation of a GenBank genome assembly